AUGUCCAACGAAAUUCUCGUCACAGGCGCGGCUGGCUUCGUCGGCCAGGCUCUCAUCAGCGCCCUCGUCAAAGCGAACCCGUCCACAACCCUUGUCGUCACGGAUGUCAUCGAGCCCCCGAUCCCGGCCGACGUGGCGGGGGAGGGCAGCAGGAUACACUCGCUCAAGGCCGACCUCACCGACCCGGCAGCCGUCAGCUCCUUGCUCUCGAGGCAGUUCGCGGCGGUGUACCUCCUGCACGGCCUCAUGUCUGGCGGAGCUGAGGCGAACCUUGACCUGGGUCUCAAAGUCAACCUCGACUCGGUCCGCGCCGUCCUCGACCAUCUCCGCAAAAGCUACCCGGGGACGACCGUCAUCUUCACCAGCUCGUGUGCGGUCUAUGGCCCCCGCCAGCCCGUCAUCGAGAGCGAGACGGUGCCGAAGCCGAAGACGUCGUACGGCACGGAGAAGCUCAUCGUCGAGUUGUUAGUCGAAGAUUAUUCGCGUCGUGGGCUUAUCGAUGGCCGCAUUGUCCGACUCCCGACGGUGACGGUGAGGCCCGGUGCACCAUCCGCCGCGGCGUCCAGCUUCGCUUCCGGUAUCGUCCGCGAGUCUCUCAAGGGCGUCAAGAACAUCCUGCCCGUCAGCCGGGAUCUCGAGAUUUGGGUCUGCAGCCCCGCAACGGUGGUCAAGAACCUCGUCAAGGUCAAAGACGUCCCGAAAGAGAAGUUUGGGGACUCGAGAGUCGUCAACCUGCCCGGUAUCACGGUGACGGUCCAGGAGAUCCUCGACGCGGUAGAGAAAGUCGGCGGCAAGGAGGCGCUGGCGCAGAUUGAAGAGAAGAGGGACCCGGCGGUUUUGGCCAUUGUCAACACGUGGCCAGCCCGGUUUGAUGUUAGUAGAGCCUACAGUCUGGGUUUGGAACCGGAUGGGCCGAUUCUGGAGGCUGUUGAGGCGUUUUCGAAGACAUUGGAGGCGUAA
This is a messenger RNA of Colletotrichum higginsianum IMI 349063, 960 nucleotides long. Its product is annotated as NAD dependent epimerase/dehydratase. The transcript has a single exon. The coding region runs from base 1 to 960 and encodes 319 amino acids. Lineage: Eukaryota; Fungi; Ascomycota; Sordariomycetes; Glomerellales; Glomerellaceae. The record is from RefSeq and is a predicted model, not a curated record.